Messenger RNA from Culicoides brevitarsis, 1613 nucleotides. It is a transcript of the gene Tpc1, whose product is annotated as mitochondrial thiamine pyrophosphate carrier. The record is from RefSeq and is a predicted model, not a curated record. The coding region runs from base 223 to 1161 and encodes 312 amino acids. Gene Ontology annotation, biological process: thiamine pyrophosphate transmembrane transport. Gene Ontology annotation, cellular component: mitochondrial inner membrane. The transcript is spliced from 2 exons. Lineage: Eukaryota; Metazoa; Arthropoda; Insecta; Diptera; Ceratopogonidae. Gene Ontology annotation, molecular function: thiamine transmembrane transporter activity.
UUCAUCACUCAUCGAGGUCACAAAACGCGCACGUUUUCAUUCAAACCAUUCCAUAACAGCUCUCGUACUUAGGCUCGGCGAGUUAUUUAUCGAGCAAUGUGAUAAAAGUCCGCGAUCAAAUCGAAUUUAUUUAGAAACGAGGAACGCUUCCGGUGCGAUAAAUUGUGCAAAAGGUAAACAAAUUGACGUUACGAUACCGAAGCAGAGAGAGAUCGAUUUGUCAUGGAUCACGAAACGGAGAAUACGGUCGGCGAACAGGUGAAACAUGCAUUCAGCGGGGGCUUAUCUGGCGCAAUUACGCGAGCGAUUUGCCAGCCGCUCGACGUACUCAAAAUUCGUUUUCAGCUGCAAGUCGAGAGCGAGAAACGCGGAGCGAAAUAUCACUCGAUAUUCCAAGCGGUGCGUCUGAUGUACAAAGAGGAGGGUGUUCGGGUCUUUUGGAAGGGUCACUUGCCGGCACAAUGCCUCUCCGUCAUCUAUGGCAUCUCACAGUUUUGGUUUUACGAGCAAAUCAACUACAGCAGUCGACACAUUGCCCUUUUCGAGAAUAGGCCGGAUCUGAGGCACUUUAUUUGCGGCGCAGCAGCUGGAUCGUUCGCCACAAUUAUCGCAAAUCCCAUCGAUGUGGUCCGUACGCGUCUUAUUGCGCAAGAUCGCACCAAGGGCUAUCGCAAUUCGUUCCAAGGAUUGAAGAUAAUGAUGCGCGAAGAGUCGUACAGGGGGCUAUUUCGCGGAUUAUGGCCCAGUUUGUUGCAAAUUGCACCCAUGUCGGGCGGGCAAUUCAUGUUUUACAACUUUUUUGGUGACGCGCUGAAACAAUAUUUGGGCGUCAAGCAGAGUGAGAUGCUUCCGGCAUGGGAACUUUUGGGUGUGGGUGCCUUGAGUGGCGUUUGUGCCAAAUUUCUCGUGUAUCCGUUGGACUUGUCGAAGAAACGGAUGCAAAUUCAGGGUUUUGCCAAACACAGACAAACAUUCGGAAAACAUUUUAUCUGCAAGGGACUCGUUGAUUGUGUCAUCAUGACGGCGAAACACGAAGGACUCAAGGGGCUGUAUAAGGGACUGGGACCCACAAUGCUCAAAUCGGGCAUGACCACUGCCUUUCACUUCGUCUUUUACGAUGAAAUUGUGAAAUUUUUGACGACAGACCAUCAUCACCUGUAAAUGGCUGCCUCUCACUGGGAAAACAGGUUUCGCGACGCUCUUCCAUAACUACAUAACGUUCAAAAAUUACAAAGUUACUGCAAAACUCACAACCUCAACGACUAAUUUUUAAGAAAAAAACCGAAACGACUUAGUGAUAUCAUAAAAAUCCUUAGGUGUAGCUCAAAGUUCACACAAAUUUAUUUUUUGACUCUUAUUUUUUUAUCAUAUUUAUCAUUUCCGUAGUAUUUAUUUAGAAAUCGUUCGAAUGUCACGAUAAAAUGUUCAAAAUAGUCAAGUUAUGUUACAGAAAAAAAAGUUUUUUUGUGAAAAAAUGACAAAAUCUUGUAUUCAGUGUAAGAUUAAAAUUGUAAAUUCAUAAGAGACACAGUCACAGUCAAUUAUUGUUACGAAAGUAUCGAUAAAAUUGUAACAAUUUACAAGUACGUACUUAAAAACUAACUAAUUUAUAA